AUGGAAAGAAGAGCAGCCCAAGAUCGAAGCAAAAGUGUAGAUAAAGCUUCAGAAAUUUUAAGCCGAAAUCAAGAAGGUGUUUUAAAAGACAAAAGCAAUAAUAAAGCUUUAUUUGAAAUGCCAUCUGAUUUUAACAUAGACAAACAUCUGAACAGUCGAUUAUUUAAACGCUUUCUAGAAGAAGAAUCAAGGCUUCAAAAAUCGAAACAAAAAGUUGUGGUAGAAAAAGAAACCAAGCAGACUCAGAUUAAAAAAGAAGUUCAGCCACCUCAGCCACCUCCACAGCUGAAAAAUGAAAGUCCGUUAAGAGAACGCAAAAUCCCACAAUUUUCCCAGCCAUCUCCAGAUUCCCCUCAAUCUUCUCAAUACCAAUCAAUGGAUUCCGGCGAAAUAAAAGGUUACUCUCAGCACAUUCCAGCCUAUAUCCCACAAGUGGACAUUUCUCGUCAAAAUUCCUUUGCUCAUUAUCCACAAUUUCAAUUCCCAUCCCAACAAUUUAUGCCUCCUCCCGCAUCAUAUUUUCCUUCAAUGUACCCUCAGAUAUUUCCUCAAAUGCAAUAUUCUGAAAUGAUUCUUCGUCAACAAACCGAAGCUCUUCAAUCUCAGCUUCAAUUCCUCCACCAAAAUGACAUUAAAUCCAAAGAAGAAUUUGAAAGAGAAAAAAAAGAGCUUCAAGACAUUAUUUCAAUAAAAGACAAUGAAAUCAUAAAACUAAAAAAAGCAUUAGAAAAUGCAAAGUAUGAUAUUAUGGACCUUGAAGACCAAGUGAGGAAUGGAGGCAAUUAUAAUGGAGAAGACUUCAAUAAUUUACAAAAAAGAUGUGCAUAUUUAGAAGAGCAAUUGCAAAAAGGAAAUAAAAACAGCGAUGGGUAUAAAGAAAGGUAUGAGCAAAGUGAAAUGGAGCUGAAAAAUGCAAAUUUAAGCAUUGAAGAGCUAGAAAGGCAGCUAAAUAAAGCAAGAGAAAAAAUUGAAGAGCUGGAAAAUAGAGUGAAUAGCAAUAAAAAUACAAGCAAUGCAGAAAAAGAUUUGGCAAGAGCAGAAGAUAGGAUUGAAAUGCUUGAAGCUGAGUUAGAAUCAUCAAAAAAGAAAUGCAGCCAACAAAUAAAGCAGCUAACCUUAGAAAAUGAUCAGCUUAAGCUCCAAAUUAACCAGCUUAAAAAAGCGCCUUCUAGAGAAGAUAUUGAUGAAAAUCCUAGAUAUUAUGAAAGAGAAGAGGAAGAAAGACCUAUUCGAGCAGAAGAGCCUAGAAGAAACCAAAAUCAGAACCGAGAGUCUCAUUCUCCUCUAAUAAGAAACAUGUCUAGGACUAAUAACUCAGCAUGUGUUGAAAACGCAUUGAACUGGGAAACCCCGCCUCGUCAAUUCAUCAAAAAAGAGCCCAAAAAGCCAGACGUCUCCCCAAUACCUGGCCCAAAAAAUGACAACAUUGACGUUAUGGCAAACAUGGAAAGCAAACUAAAUAUGCUCCUUGUAGAUAAACAGCGCCUUGAAAAUGAGUACAAUCGAAUUGCUAACAACGCACAAAACAAACGCCGUAAGGACGAACUUGAGCUGGAAAUCGACAUUUUGAAUACAAACAUCGGGAAUUUGAAAAACAAACUAGCUCCACCUCCUCCGUGAGCGAACAAAAAAACAUUUGAAAAAUCCAUAUUUUUUGGUAAAAAUCACCCUCUGCGAACGAACAAAAAAAAUUUGAUAUAUAAGUGAUUAUUAGUAUAACAAAAUCUCUAGCUUAUUCUGUUGAAUUUUUAAAUAACUUUCAAUUUAUAACAUAAGUUCUACAAAUUAAAUUAAUAUUUGCUUUUCAAUUUUUGUGAAUUGGGAUUUUUUAAAUUUCGAAAAAAUUACCCCUCCGUGGAUGAGCAAAUUUUUGUUUUCUCACGGAGAGAGAGGGGGGAAGUAGAAGCUUCAGGUAA
Molecule: messenger RNA, 1916 nt
Organism: Blepharisma stoltei
Lineage: Eukaryota; Ciliophora; Heterotrichea; Heterotrichida; Blepharismidae
Source: the annotation of a GenBank genome assembly